GAGCUUCGUUUCUCCGCAGCCCGUCGCCUAGACAACCGACAGCAGCGAGAUGGAGUCGUUACUCGGAGGGACCUUGGGGCCGAAUCCAGCAACUCUGAGCCCGGAGCAACUGGAGCAGUUGCGAGAUUUCAAGAUCCAGACUCGGAUUGCAAAUGAAAAGUACUUGAGGACCCACAAAGAGGUGUCGCUGCUCAUUAGCGGCUUCUUCAGAGAAAUGUUUCUGAAAAGACCAGACGACAUCCUCGAGUUUGCUGCGUACUAUUUCACGGAUCCAAGACUUCCCAACAAGAUUCACAUGCAGCUAAUUAAAGACAAGAAAGAGGCCUAAUUAGCAAAGCCACAAUGCUCAGCUGCCGGGAGAAGCCAGAAGGAAACCAGCCUUGGGGUCACCUGGAAGCCUGAGAGCCCAGUUGCCAUCAGUCUGGGUUUCCAAGCUGUGUGGAACUCUUCCUCUCACAGAUGCUUUCAGAGCUUCUCAUUAAAUCCAGGCCUGCC
Mesocricetus auratus (golden hamster) is the source of this 495-nucleotide messenger RNA. It is a transcript of the gene Riiad1, whose product is annotated as regulatory subunit of type II PKA R-subunit domain containing 1. The transcript is spliced from 5 exons. Bases 50 to 328 code for a protein of 92 amino acids. The record is from RefSeq and is a predicted model, not a curated record. Lineage: Eukaryota; Metazoa; Chordata; Mammalia; Rodentia; Cricetidae.